UGCAGCCGGAUCGAGAUAUUUCCCGCGCACCCGAUGCCAACAAGAACGGCAUCGCUGCUGGCUUUCGGUUAAUCGAUAAGACAGUUGCCGCCGGCUGUAACUCGUUUCCUUAUCAUUGGCCUAGUUCGAGGUCAGGCUACCGGGGGCGCUGCACGCUUCGUGUUCGCUCCUCCUUCCACCGCCUACGUUCAAGUCGAAUUGAACGUUGACUGUCGUCGGACAGGCCUCGUCGGCGGAGCGAAAGUCUCGCGUGCACGCGUCGUCGUUACGAAAAAUGACGUUUAUCGGCCCACGCGACUCUUCCGUGUAUUGUCCGCGGCCUAGGCAAGUCCACGUUUCACGCGUUAUGUGAACCUCCUGCGCCAGGGACUCGGCUGUUCGUGCUAGCAUGAGUGUUUCUCAGGAAAGCGCAGCCACGAUCGUGUGCAAGGAGAUCUUCGACGGCACCUCGCAUCCGUCAGACGAAGAGGUACUGGAAUAUGCGAGGCGUUUGGGAAUCGACCCGGAUACGGAACCACACCUGCUGAAUUUGGCCCGGGAGGGCCUGAUGGCGGCUCUCCCGAAGGGCUGGCUACCAUGCUUCCACGAGACCAGCGGCGCCUGGUACUACUAUCAGGCCUCGACCGGAACUACUACCUGGCAGCAUCCGCUGGACGCGAUUUACAAGGAGAUGGUCGACCAGGCCAGGGCUGGCAACACCAGGCCCGGUAACACCAGGCAAAUCAGCGUCGAGGACGACUCGAAAACGACGGCCAAGGACCUCGAGUCGCACGAGGAAGCGACUCUGCCGAAAGAUACCUCCGCGCCGAAGGAACCGACCAAGCAAUCCAACAAGACCAAUCCGUCGCCAACCAGAAUCCCCACGAAGCUGACGCCUCUGAAGAAGCUAGACAAGCUCGAUGGCGCGAAGAAGAAAGACGCUGCCGGCCAAGAGAGGCAACAAUCUAAACGGGACGACUCGAAAAUGGAGAAUCCUCUGGCAAAUAACAGAGCUGCCAGAGACUACACGAACCUCAAGUUCCAAGAUCCAAAGUUCUACGAAUGUCCUAGGCUCUUGGAAAUGACCACGUCGAUCUCAAAUGCCUCCACGAUCACCACGCCGAUGCAAGAGAUAGACUUGAAGGAGGUGCUGAAGAGAUCGGAAUCCCUGAGUCCGAGGCACGAGAAAGACUGGGAGCAGCUGUCCAGUAGGUUCAAUUCCGAGGAGAACAUCAUAGACAUCGACAAGCUCAGCAUGACCACGUUAGCCAGGUCGGAAAAGGCCGAGAAGUUCGACAAGGAGAAACACCCUAGUCAAUUCGGCCAGCAAAAGGAACUCACGCUCAGCGGCGGUGGGACGAUGUUUCUGAAGAGCAACAGGAGCAGAGACACGACCCCUAGCCACGAGGGCGCCAAGAUCGAGGAGUUCCGGACCAUGCUGAUCCCGGACGAGAGCAGCAACGUCGGAGGGGACAAGUUGAAGUCGAUUCUCAGGGAGAAACAGUCGGAAGACGAUGUCAGACCGGUGGACGAGGAACGCAAGAGUGUACGCUUCGACAUAGAGAAGGAAGUGGACAUCAAGUUCACCUACUCCAGGUCCGAGGACGAUUCCGAAUCGGAAUCCGAGGGACAGGACGCGCAGAUGCUCGCUCAGGUGUUCACGAGCCGCGAUCCUGAUUGGACUCCCUCGUCGCAAAAGUCGAAUUGCCAAAGAUCGAACGACGAGACCAAGGAAGACUCGGAGAGCCAGUUGGACGCGAGUAUGAAGAGGAGUUUGUCGGCGGACAAGAUCGACGUCUCGAAGAGGAACGGGAAACUCGUGGGCAAGAGGUUCGUCGUGAGGAACGUUCCCGAGAACGAACAUCGCAAGAGGUUCACCCUGCAGAACGUUUCCGAGAAGGAGCACCGUGUCCAAAUGGCGCGAGACAGUCUAUCCGGGGAGAGCCUGUCGAGAGAAAGCAGUCUGGAUUACACGUACUCGAACAAAUUUAACAAAAUCAAAAACAUCGACCUGGUGUUGAAGAGCGAGACCGACCACAGCGACUCCGAAGCGCGCAGGAGGAUCAAGCCGAAGGUGGAUUUCUUGCGGAACGAGCAAACCGACGACGAGGAUACUUCCGACUUUUCCAAGGUCAAUCCGGAAGCCGAUCUCUCGCGGAAGGAACGGAGCGAAGCGUCGGGAAAGGACGAGCAGAGCAAGAUCCUGGAGGAAACGAAGACGAGAUUGAGCGAGGAGCAUCAGAGGGACGUCGAAGCGCUGAGGAAAGAUUACAAGGACAAGCUGGAGCAGGUGAAGAAGGAGCUGGAGGAGAAUUUCAUGGAACAGAAGGAGCAAUUGGAGAAGCAGCUGACCGACAAGCUGGAAGAUUUGAGACGGAAGAUGGUGGUGAAGGAGGAACGAGAGAUCCAGAAAUUGAUCGCCGAGAUGGACGAGGCGAAGUUGGAGAACCUGAAAAAGGUGAAGGCUGAAUUGGAAGUGUGCUACGAGAAGGAGAGACAAGAGAUCCUGACGAAUCUGAAGACCGAGCUCGACGAGAGGAAAGGUGAAUUGUUGGAACUACGGAAUCAGGAAAUGGGAAAAUUGGAGAACGAGCACGAACGCGACCUCGACGAGGAGAAACUGGCGAAACUCAGCGAGAUCAAACUGACGAAGCAACACUCGGCGAGAAUAAAAGCGAUGAAGACGGAAUUGGAUAAAGAGUUCGACGAGUUGCGAACUCAGCUGCGUGUGCAACAGAAGGAGAACAUUACGAAAAUCACGGAGGAGCACGAGAAACGUCUAGUCGAAAUUCUACGCGAUUUUAAAAUCAACGAGGAUCGCACCCUGAAGAUGUAUAAGCAGCGUUUGACGGAGAUUCAGGUGGAUUUUUCGCGCGACGCAGAGAUAGAGGCAAAGAGACGAUCGGGCCAGACUAUCAUGAUAGAUAGCUUCCAGUACGAGAGAAUGCGUUGCGAGAGGCGACUGAUACAGGACAAAUACCUAGCGUUGAAGGAAAAGUACAGGAAGCUAAAGGAGGAGGUUCGUUCGUUUAUCGAAAGGAGGAACAAAAGGAAGGAGGGGUACACCACGGCCUCGGAGACGGAACGAUCGACGUCGACGAGAACGAGAACGGAGAAAACCGAGUCGUCGGAUCAAAAUACCCCACUACGAAACACGCAUUCGAGCUCGGCGACGACGAACACUAAAGCGCACGAGACUCAGACGACCACAAACGAGCAGUCGGAAGAAUUACACGAUCCGAACGAACCGAACGUUCAGAAGACGAACUCGGGGUUUCAGAAGAGCGCAGCUACGUCGAACGCAAAGAACGUGAGAUUCCAUUCCGUUGACACCAGCCUCGCCAGCGAGACGAACGCGAACAUGACCACCGCGAAGAAGAACAUUGGCAAGAAACCGACCACCGCCGCGAAACCGAACCCUUCCACCGGCAAUAACGUCAACAACAAUAACAACAACCUCGAAAAUCCGGUCGAGAACAUCAGAAAGCAGCUGGAGAAGCUCGAGGAUCUCGGUGAUCAAUUGCCAAGUAACGAAACGGCCUACACGUUGCGAUAUCCUUUUCAAGACAAAGCACCGGCGAACGCCUCCUCGGAGCUGGAGUUCUUCCGGCACCGAAUUCACGUCGAAAGGGACUCGGUGAAGAGAGCACGGGAGGCGUUGAGACAUCAGGAGAACGUGUUCCAGGGACGACAGAUGGCUUGGAAGCAACGUAGCGUCAAAGCGACCCUCGAGCAAUUGGUUCAGGAAGAACGCGAGCUGUCGGACAUGGAGGUGAAUUUGCAUCGAACCAAGAGCCUUCUGGGCGAGAAAGUGAUCCAUCUGAGGCACCUCGAGCAGUCCCUGGAGAGAGUGGUUAACGCGAAAACGAACGAGAACGACUCGACUAUAACGAAAAACGAGGAAUUGUCGUUGAGCGAAAUGUCCAGCGUGAGCAGUGGCAUCAGUUCGACCGACAUGAGAACCGACACGUUCACAGAGAAACCGGAUCACUACCAGGAGUCGACGGAAAUCAUCGCAAGCCUGGAAAACCUAAACUCGGAAAUACGUGAGAUCUGGGGCGUGCUGAAUAAACGUCAAGACACGGACAUACCGCCGCCACCGACAUUGAUGUAUUCUUAUUUGCGAUGGCUACGUUUCCAUCAUCUUACGGCCCAGUCGAGCAACGUGCAAGGAACAUUCGGCACACCGAAUAUUCAGUCGAACAUCCUGUCUCAGUUAACAGUCACGCAACCACCCACACCCACAACGCAAAACAUCAUCGCCCAAUAUGGUCCUAACAGCGGCUUCACCACCAGCGUUUGUACCGUUGAGAAACACUCCUCGAACCUGAUGGAAAGAACGUGGAAUCUACGGGAUUGGCUGCGACAAACUUGCGUCGAGAGCACUGACAAUCCAGGUCGAACGACUCUAUAAAGAACAACCCACAGUCGAUCGAAAAGUUUGCUUCCAAACGGCAUUCGCUAGGCGACUCGAGUACCCGUUUC
This is a messenger RNA of Eufriesea mexicana, 4464 nucleotides long. It is a transcript of the gene Cep164, whose product is annotated as centrosomal protein 164. NCBI's taxonomy places the organism in Eukaryota, Metazoa, Arthropoda, Insecta, Hymenoptera, Apidae. Gene Ontology annotation, molecular function: protein binding. The record is from RefSeq and is a predicted model, not a curated record.